This is a messenger RNA of Microstroma glucosiphilum, 813 nucleotides long. RefSeq lists its product as hypothetical. The coding region runs from base 1 to 813 and encodes 270 amino acids. The transcript has a single exon. The record is from RefSeq and is a predicted model, not a curated record. Lineage: Eukaryota; Fungi; Basidiomycota; Exobasidiomycetes; Microstromatales; Microstromataceae.
AUGCGACUGCGAUGUUUUACGGCCCUGGCUGUCCUGGGGACGAUACUCGUGCAGAGCAUCACACUCGCAGCUGCAGACAUUCCCGCUCUGAAACGAUCACAAUUGAUUCUUGGCGACGUACAAAGUGCUGGUCUCGAGUUCGCCAAGAGGGCUGGGCCUCGAGGCUCCAAUUCGAAGAGUGUGAAGAGCGGAAUGCGUGUAUGGAGGUCUCUCUUGCCAGGCGCUCAAUCUUCCUCUGGAGCUUCCUCCUCUACCCCUGCCACAUCGGUGCAUGACUCGCCUCCGCAUUCAUCGCCGGUCCAGCACUGGAGGUCGUUAUUCCACAACGGGCCACCUCGGACUAAAUCUCAGCCCCCGUCUCCAGGGCAUAGCAAAGGAAAGCCCCCUCCAGGAAAGUCGAAGUCUCUGCCGGCUUCGCCUGGAUCCCCUGCUUGGUCGUAUCAUUCACUUAGCUCCCUCGGCUCAUUCCGGGCCUCUCCGGAUUCAGUGAAAUCCCAGCCUUCUUCGCCGAAGGCAGAUGAAAAGCUUUCGCCCACGUGGACUCUCACAAAGUGCAAGAAGAACACUUGGACGGGGUGGUUCAAGAAGGAGAAGCACGUUUGCAGUGAACCCUUCGUAAAGAAUGGCGCCCUGAGACCUCCUCAUCAUUGGCGUCACAUGGAUAUCCGGAAGCAUAAAACGUUGUUCUACGGCAAAGAUGCAAAGGAGCAUGCUAAAGGAAUACGCCCAUCGGUCCUUCGAUCUGGUCCCGUCCGUCAGCUCCGGGAGCGCCUGUACAACGCUAAGCAGAAGAUGUUCAGGACCUACUCUUGA